CAAAUCGAGGAGGUUGUGCCUAUGUCUACCUCAUUUAUGGCAUGUAUUAUUGUUUUAAUAUUGCUUCCUCCGCAAAAGGAGACCCCCAAGGAGUAUUAAUUCGGGCCGCGGAACCACUUGACCACCAUACGGUUCCGGUUAGUUCGCUUCAGGAUGAAAGAAAAAAAUAUCACUACUAUACUAAUGGUCCAGGAAAAUUAUGCCGAGCACUUAAUAUCGAUAUAAGUCUUAAUCAUACUGAUUUAACCACUAGUGAUUUAAUUUAUUUAGAAGACCAACCAGAAAUUAACCAAGAAAAAAUUGUCGCUACUAAAAGAGUUAAUAUUGACUAUGCCGGAGCCGACAAAGACCGCUUAUGA
Funneliformis geosporum is the source of this 359-nucleotide messenger RNA. Lineage: Eukaryota; Fungi; Glomeromycota; Glomeromycetes; Glomerales; Glomeraceae. The record is from the annotation of a GenBank genome assembly.